AUGUCUUCGUCCACUGAAGGUGGUAGGCUCAUUUGCCCCGAGUGUCGAGGCUACUGCGACGUCUCAGACAACUGUCCCACGUGUACUGCCGCUGAAUCAGUCAUACUCAAAACGGAAACAUCCGACUCGCAGGACGACACUGCUUUGAAGAUGGCUCCGUCUGCUGAAGCUUCCCCCCAGCAGGAUAAUUCCGAAGCUUCAUCUGCCACAGCCAAGGCUGCUUCAGCUCCUCCGUCCCCUUCUGCUCCCCAACCACCCCCCGCUCAGCCUGCCCCUACUACCCCUCCAAAGAAAACUUCAAAGGCCACCAAGAAGUCCAAGAAGAUGGAAUCUUCCAGCGAUUCCAAUAACAGCCCGAAGGAGAAGUUGACGCCGGCAUGUGCUCCGUGCAAGAAAGCAAAGAGACGGUGCGUGCAUCGCAGCGUUAUUCCAGAUGCGGAAGGACAAGGAGCUUCCCAGCCCUCUAAGAAACGCAAGCAGACUGCUGAACCAGGGGCCAACCCUAAGAGGGCCAAGAAGAAUGAUGGCGAUGUCAGCGGCAACGAAACUGGAUCUGAAGAGGGUCAGCGCAUCAAGCUCAAGUUUAAGAAUGCCGAGUUUAACACCGAAACAGGUGAAUCGACACCAAAGAAACGAGGCAGGCCAUCCAAGACAUUGCCGGGCGAUGCUGAAGCUGGGGCUCUACCUAGUAUAGAAGAGGAAGACGAGGAAGGAGAGGUCCCACAAAAGCGAGCGAAGGAUAAGAAUUAUGGCUUUCCAAAGGAUAGCCUCGUUGCGGCGUCACGAGUGACGGCUUUCAAGCACUUGGACCAGCAGCUACAAGACAAGAUAGCAGACUGCGAGGACAAAUGGAAGGCGGCCAAGGAUACCGUCGAUGAAAUCCGGUAUAUACUGAAUAAAUGGAUAGAGCUUUGGGAACAAGGAAGGGCAUGA
Messenger RNA from Aspergillus vadensis CBS 113365, 933 nucleotides. RefSeq lists its product as uncharacterized. Bases 1 to 933 code for a protein of 310 amino acids. The transcript is spliced from 3 exons. The record is from RefSeq and is a predicted model, not a curated record. NCBI's taxonomy places the organism in Eukaryota, Fungi, Ascomycota, Eurotiomycetes, Eurotiales, Aspergillaceae.